ACCAAAGCGAAUGCCAUCUUUCCUCCGAAGAGCAACCGAGAGCAAACCACUCGCCCGUCCGUUCCCGCGCCCCGAUCCAGCUCCAGCUCGCGCACGACGUCGGCAAGUCCGUUCCCGUGCCUCUACUAUCCAUCUCGCCGCACGACGCCGCCAAGCAUGUGCAAGGUGGCGAUCACGAUCCCGUCCCUCGUGUGGCUGUGCCGCGCCGUGCGGCGGUGGCGGUGGCGGUCCCGCGGCCGCGCCGCGGACGCCUCCCGCUCCACCACCACCUCCUUCUCCUUCUCCUCCCCCCGCCCCUGCACCUCGGUGCCGGCGGGGCACGUGGCUGUGUGCGUGGAGGCCGCCGCCGCCGCCGCCGGGUCCGGCUCCACCAGGCGGUUCGUGGUACGGGUGGCGCACCUCAGCCACCCGUCGUUCCGUGAGCUGCUGCGGCAGGCGGAGGAAGAGUACGGCUUCCCGGCGGCGCCCGGGCCCAUCGCGCUCCCCUGCGACGAGGACCACUUCCGCGACGUCCUCCACCGCGUGUCCACGUCGGCCGCCGCCUCCUCCUCCUCCUCCUCCUGCUGCGGCCUCGCCACGCGGCGGUGCGCGCGCGGCGAGUCGGGGCCGCUGCUGCAGGGACGAAUAAUGGCCGUGGAUCAGAAGCUGGGCUGGUGAUUGAUUCAUUCGCCCGUUGGCAUCCGCGCCCGCUGCCUGAACGGAUCGAGCCUGCGUGCAUAUGAGUGACAUACCCGAUCGGUGAGGGCGACGGGUUUCUGCAAGACUUGCAAGUUGCAGGUACGAGCUCGAUCGCGUGCAAGUGCUCAGCUGCGGCCAUUGCACAGCGCGAGCCGCGAGCGGAAGGGACAAAAGCGUCUUGCCCGACUGGCGCGGCCGAGAGGACCGUUCACGCAAGCACAGGGAGGAAGAGCAGCAAAGCAAGCGCCACACUCGCCGCGCGCAUCC
Molecule: messenger RNA, 945 nt
Organism: Zea mays
Lineage: Eukaryota; Viridiplantae; Streptophyta; Magnoliopsida; Poales; Poaceae
Exons: 1
Coding region: 157-657 (166 amino acids)
Biological process (GO): response to auxin
Source: RefSeq, marked validated